Pochonia chlamydosporia 170 is the source of this 528-nucleotide messenger RNA. RefSeq lists its product as hypothetical. Gene Ontology annotation, molecular function: flavin adenine dinucleotide binding; oxidoreductase activity, acting on the CH-CH group of donors. The coding region runs from base 1 to 528 and encodes 175 amino acids. The transcript is spliced from 3 exons. Lineage: Eukaryota; Fungi; Ascomycota; Sordariomycetes; Hypocreales; Clavicipitaceae. The record is from RefSeq and is a predicted model, not a curated record.
AUGCCUGACUGUCAUAUGUGUAUUUUGCAGGUAAUUGCCGAACAUUCUCGACAAGGCUACAUGGCUACAUCGGUAUUUCCGCUUGCCAAGGACUACCUAGACGGCCAGCAACUCCCUGGUGGCAUCAAGCCUGAAGAAUGGGACGGCUUUCAUGACCUGAUUGUUAUUGAUGAAGUGGCUCGUUGUGGAUAUCUGGGCGUCAUCUGGGCAUUGACUUGUGGUAAUUCCAUCGGUGCACCGCCACUCAUCAACUUUGGCAAUGAAGAUCAAAAGCGGCAGUUCUUGCCAUCUAUCCUUAAUGGCACAACGCGGUUUUGCCUUGCCGUCACGGAUCACAGCUGGAUCGGAUGUUGCCGGUAUUACGACGACGGCCGAACGAAAAGGAGACAAGUUUGUCGUCAACGGAGCGAAAAAAUGGAUCACGAAUGGACCUGGGAAAGAUGGUGUCUCUGCUCUCAUCAUUCCAUUGAAAGCCCCAGGCGUGCGAUGCAGAAAGCUAGAGAAUUCCGGUGUAACAGCCAGUGGUAA